Pseudonaja textilis is the source of this 3000-nucleotide messenger RNA. The record is from RefSeq and is a predicted model, not a curated record. Lineage: Eukaryota; Metazoa; Chordata; Lepidosauria; Squamata; Elapidae.
AUGUUUUCCAGCAUCCCUGACCACACGAGGACCGAGGACCGGACUGGACUGGGGAUGCGAGAACAAGUGGACAAGGGAGGACAAGCAACUUCAGAACCAGCCAACUUUUGCUCCUCAGAGCCAUGUAAGAACGGAGGGACCUGCAGAGACCUGGAAGACGGCUACCUCUGUUUGUGUGUCCAGAGUCCCGUAGCUUAUGCGGGAAGGGACUGUGAACUGCUAGCUGAGCCAUGCGAUGGACAUCCUUGUCCAUCCGGGUGGAGCUGCCGUGGGGCACCCGGAUCCCUCAAUUACACUUGCCACUGUGGGUCAAGCUUGGCAGAUGCCUCCUGCGGAAAGUCCCAAGCGGAUGAGUGCACGGCCAACCCUUGUCCUCAACCUGGUUUUGAGUGUGUCAACCUCCAGGAUGGGUACGGUUGUCACUGCCCGAGUGGAAACCAUUGCCUCUCGAGGCCUUCCAUUUGCUCCAGUCAACUGUGCAACAACGGCACCUGUCUGGAAAGCGGCGGGACCUACGCGUGCCAGUGCCUGCCUGGUCAGGCUGGUAGCCACUGCGAGGAGGAGGUCGACGAGUGCGCCUCCAACCCCUGCCAGAAUGGGGCCAUCUGCCUCGACCGCGUCAACGAAUACAGCUGCUUUUGCGUGCCUGGGUUUCAGGGCUACCACUGCGAAAUGGACAUCAACGAGUGCGCCUCCCGACCUUGUCAACACAACGGCACCUGCCUCAACCAGAUAGACCAUUACGUUUGCCAGUGUCUGCCCGGCUACGCAGGUGUGAACUGCGACGUGGAGAUCAAUGAGUGUGAAUCCGCUCCCUGUUGGCAUGGUGGCACCUGCUCUGACCAUGUUGGCUUCUUCACCUGUUCCUGCCCGCCGGGCUACCGAGGAACCCAGUGCGAAGUGGAUAUUGAUGAAUGCCAAAGCCAGCCUUGUCUUAAUGGAGCUACCUGCCAGGACCUGGUGAACAGCUACCAGUGUGACUGUCACAACACGGGGUUUGAAGGACAGCACUGUGAGGUGGACAUCUUGGAGUGUGCCUCACAACCUUGCCAAAAUGGAGCCCCUUGCUUGGAAGGAGCUGGAUUUUACAACUGUUCUUGCUGGCCAGGGUACGGGGGAACCAACUGCGAAGAAGACAUGGAUGACUGUGCAACACACCCAUGUCUCAACGAUGGAGAGUGCCUCGAACGGUCCAAUCAGAGCUACUACGGGAGACACGUGGAUUUCCCCGAGCAAUUUAGCUACGAAGCAGCCGCUGGUUUCAUCUGCAGUUGUCAUCUCGGUUUUGAGGGAGAAACCUGUUCCAUUGACAUUGAUGAAUGUGAAUCUGAGCCGUGUAAGAACGGAGGGAACUGCGUGGAUCUGGUGAACGGCUAUCACUGCGACUGCUUGCCAGGAUAUUCAGGGAUCGAAUGUGCCAACGAGAUCGACGAAUGCCAAGAUGACCCUUGUGAAAAUGGCGGUACCUGCGAAGACACCAUCGCUGACUAUAUCUGCCGUUGCACCUUCAACCCAGAUGGCGUCUCCUGGGGUGGGAAGAACUGCUCCGUGGAGCUCACGGGGUGCGAGGCCCACAACUGCCAAAACGGGGCGUUGUGUGUCCCCACCUUCCAACGGGAGGCCCACGGCUACCUGUGCCAAUGUCCUCCUGGAUUUUAUGGGCCCACCUGCACCACCCCAACCACCUUCUCCCUCACGGACAACGGCUACCUCUUAAUCAACGCAUCGGCAGAUGAUAAGAACACAAGUGGCCACGGAGCCAGCGUGGCUCUUCGGUUCCGGACCACCCUUCUCAAUGGCCUCCUUUUCUACCGAGGCCACCAAACCGAACAUCUACUCCUGGAACUCUACGCUGGCCUUCUCCAGGUGAUGCUCUUGAGCCAGGAGGCCAAUGUAUCUUUCACCCUGGAGGCACCUCCGGUGAACGAUGGCCACUGGCACAAGGCGGAGGUCUCUCUGCGGGAGUCUCUUGAAUUCAGGCUGUGGCACGAAGCUUGCCAAGGAGGCAUCUGCCUGUUCAGCCACCCGCUUGGCGAGACCACCCCUCUUUCUCUACUACCCUCAUUUCUGAAUAUCUACGUUGGUGGGGUUGAAGAGACCUUAACGAUCAACUGCACGAGACACUUCACUGGUUGCCUGGAAGACCUGCAGAUUGACUCGAAGAUACUCCUACCAGAGGACGUGGAAGGUCUUCAGCUUCCUGGAUUUCAACUGGGUUGUGAGAGAACGGAGUGGUGCCAGUCUCAGCCUUGUUCCCACGGGGGUCAAUGCGUUGACUUCUGGACAGACUUCCGUUGUCACUGCUCCCGGCCUUACGAAGGCCACACUUGCUCCUACGAGUCACCUGCAGCCACAUUUGGCCAGGACAAUUCUUCUAGUUUUGCCACUUUUGAGGUUCCCAACAGCCUCGGACCCAAUUUUAACCUCUCCUUUUUUAUCCGGACACGGAAAGCCAGUGGUUUCAUCUUCCAAAUCGGCAAUGGGAGCGACGUUUUCCUUACGGUCUACCUGAAGGACGGGAAGCUCCGGAUCGAGUCGCCGUCGGCUGCUUCGGUGGGGCCUCCCGGGAAUCUGGCCGAUGGCACCAGACACUUCGUGGCGCUCUCCUUCCGCGAAGGCUUUGCUUGGGCCAGCCUCCUAAACCGAGAAGAAGAAGAGCUGGGAGAUCUGGCCGUCGCCUUUCUGGCCGCUAAUUUUGAGAUCCACGUGGGCGGGCUCCCCCACCAAGAAAACCUGGAGUCUUGGGGAGGCCCUUUUAAAGGCUGCCUGCAGGAUAUCCAACUCAAUCACCGCCAGAUGCAGUUUUUCCCUCCUCCAGAUAACGGAAGCCUCCCACAAAACGUGUACGUGGGGCGGAACCAGAACGUUGUUCCGGAAUGCCUCUCAGAUAAUGCCUGCAAGAAGGAGAAAGAUCUGGAGAACAAGACUAAGGAAAGCCAGCAAGGAUUUUCGCCAUUGAUUGAUCUACUGAUCGACACGCUAGAGAGGACGAGUCUCUAA